AAAGUAAUAGCUUCGACUUAAAAGGAGAGGAGGCUUCACUAACUAGGUUCAUUCUCUUUUUCUCCAGUAUAAACAAAAAAUAUACUAGGCUUAAUCUGUUCAUUAAAAGAAAACUAGUUGCAGUUAGGAGAAAGAUAUUCUCUACAUGCAGCUGGAGCCUGGAGCCCCUUUAUAGAAUCAUAUGAUUCAGUGGCUGAACUUAUAUUUUAUGUGAUAGAUGAAAAAUCGCAUACACCGAGGAUUUUUGGGUCUGAGGUGUGUGAAGAAUCUCUGUUAUUAAUUUGCAGCGCAGAAAAUGGAGAAGAAAGGAGGAGAUUCUUUUAGGUUUCCUGGAAAACUUCUCUUUCUUGCUGUUUUUGCUCUCGUUUUCAUGACCUUAUUGCUUCGGGACCGGGAUAGGAAUCCUUUUAUUUCUACACAUGAAUCAGCCCAAAAUCAGUAUACCUCGCCCGCUCCAGCUCCAGCGUGCUUUCUUCUUGACCCGAAUAACUCCUCCGUGUCUAUGGAGCCUGAGAUGAAAACUAAUGAAGGAAAUUCUCAAUCAAUGACGAUAGAAGAACGGGAAGAGGCAUCAGAGAAUGUUGAUAGCUCCGCAACCUCGUAUCCUCCUGAGAAGGAUGAUGGUAAUAAGAAUGGAACAUCCUCAGUCGAAACAAAAGUCUGCAAUUAUGCAAAGGGUAGAUGGGUUGCUGACAGCAGGCCGCCUUUAUAUACUGUUGGAUGCAAGUAUAUGCAAAGAAAUUGGGCAUGUAGACUCACCAAUCGAACAGAUUUCGCUUAUGAAGGUUAUCGAUGGCAGCCGAUAGAUUGUAAAAUGCCAGAGUUUGAGCCCUCUGAUUUCUUGAGAAGGAUGCAGGACAAGACAGUUGCUUUCAUAGGAGAUUCAUUAAGCAGGGAGCAAUUCCAAUCCAUGAUGUGCAUGCUCACUCGGGGAGAAGAGAGCCCUGACGUUGAAGAUGUUGCAGACAAAUAUGGUUUCCUUCAAUUGAUACGUAAAGGAGCUUAUCAUCACCAUGGCUGGGCUUACCGUUUUCGCAGUACCAAUACCACCAUUCUGCAUACUUGGUCAGCUAGACUUUGUGACCGGAAUCCUAUUAACGCCACCGAUCCGAACACCCUUUACGCCAUGCAUUUGGACCGUCAGCCAGCUUUCAUUCGAGAAAACCUCGAUCAAAUUAACGUAUUAGUUAUCAACACAGCUCACCAUUGGAGCAAAACGAUGGUUAACAUGGACAAAGAGGUGAUGUAUGUGAACGGGACGCCCGUCCACGACAGAUUUCUUAGGAAUAUUGAGAAUGCCAAGAUCUUCAAAGUGAACAACAUUGUAAAAUGGCUUGAUUCCGAGUUGGCCUCGCGUCCCAACCUGCAAGUUUUCUUUAGAACCACAUCGCCAAGGCACUUUUUUAAAGGGGAAUGGAACACCGGGGGGAAGUGUGAUAACCUGGUUCCAAUGACAAGAGGGAGCGAAGUCCUUGCAGAAGAAUCAAGCGAUAAGAUUGUUGCAGCCGCUGUUCAGGGUACAAGGGUAAAGAUAUUGGAUAUAACUGCUCUGUCUGAUCUGAGAGAUGAAGCUCACAUUUCACAUUUUGGUCAUAAAGCCAAUGACUGCUUGCAUUGGUGCUUGCCUGGGGUUCCAGACACCUGGAAUGAACUCCUUAGCGCACAGGUCUAGAGUGUUUUUCUAUUGGGAAGCCUGGAAUGGAUUUUAAAUAUAAACUCCUCUCUUUGAAUAACUGUUUCCGAGUUAAAUUUUACGGAUAUAUUUUUUAAAAUCACAUUAUAUCAUUUACAUAUAUAUAUAUAUAGUCCUUGUGUUUCGUGA
Molecule: messenger RNA, 1822 nt
Organism: Theobroma umbraticum
Lineage: Eukaryota; Viridiplantae; Streptophyta; Magnoliopsida; Malvales; Malvaceae
Product: protein trichome birefringence-like 14
Cellular component (GO): Golgi apparatus
Molecular function (GO): O-acetyltransferase activity
Source: RefSeq, a predicted model, not a curated record